Messenger RNA from Sorghum bicolor (sorghum), 856 nucleotides. RefSeq names its product putative glycine-rich cell wall structural protein 1. NCBI's taxonomy places the organism in Eukaryota, Viridiplantae, Streptophyta, Magnoliopsida, Poales, Poaceae. The transcript has a single exon. The record is from RefSeq and is a predicted model, not a curated record. The coding region runs from base 44 to 613 and encodes 189 amino acids.
AGGAACCCAUCUCAACUCAAACACUCUCUAGUGGUAGCUCACAAUGGCAGGCACAAAGCUAAUAUCAGUGGGGCUCAUUGUCCUGAUGAGCAUAGGAUUAGCCAAUGCUGCAAGGGUGGCUAGAUACUCUAGUUCUUAUGGGACUGGCACAGGAGGGGGAGAUGGUGGUGCACUUGGGAAUGCUGGGGGAUCAGGGUCAGGGUCUGGCACCGGAUCUGGUGAUAGCGGUCCUUAUGGUGCACAUGCAAGUGCUGGAGGGGGUGGUGCAGGUGGUGGAACUAGCCAAUACGGGGUUGGAUAUGGUUCAGGGUCAGGAUCAGGUUCAGGGUCUAGUACAUAUAGUCAAGGCGGGUAUUCUGGUUAUGGAGAAUCCACUAAUGCUGGUGGUACCGGUGGGGGUGGGGGUGGAGGACAAUCCGGAUAUAAUUCCAAUGCUCAAGGAUCUGGUAGUGGCACUGGUUCUGGCUCUAGCUAUGCUAACAGGUUUUGGUCCGGAUCAAGUGAUGCAGGUGCAAGUGCUAGUGGCAAUGGUGGUGGCACAGGAAAUACUCAAAAUGCUGGGGCUGGCGGUGGCUCAGGUGCUGGAUCCGGAUACGGCAAUGCCUACCCCUGAGUUGCAUAUGAGCCAAUCUAAAGUUGGAGCCCAUCGUCCUUCUUUGUUACACUUUUGUUAGAAAUUAAUUAAUAAAGGGUCCAACUAUUCUAGCAACACAGUAGCAAUCUUGUAAGGUCCAGCUUAUAAGAUGAUGUUGUAAUACUCUGAUUCUGUAACCUUGUGUUGUAAGAAAUGGUUUUGAUGUUUUAUUCCCUCAGCUCGUUUAUGGAUUUGGAAUAAAAACUGAAUCAUUUCGAGUUC